AACCCACGUGUCGCUAGCUACUACUAACCAACGGCAGCGCGUUUUGAGUUCUGCUCUUUCUUGGUCCGCUUUAACCAUUGACCGACUCACUACUGCCCGACACAGGUAGAUGCUGUUGCGUUUCUUCUCCCAUUGCCCUCUGUUUCUUCGGGGCUGGUUCCUGUACAGGUCCCCUAUACUCCUCAUCCCCAACCAGAGAGGGAACGGAGUCUGUCCCUGAGCCAAAACAAGCAACCGGACUCCCUCCCAGCCCCAACAUGUGUGGUAUCUGGGCUUUAUUCGGCAGCGAUGAGUGCCUGUCUGUCCAGUGCACCAGCGCCAUGAAGAUCUCUCACCGGGGGCCCGACGCCUUCCGCUUCGAGAACGUCAAUGGUUUCAACAACUGCUGCUUCGGCUUCCACCGGCUGGCCAUCGUGGACCAGCUGCAUGGCAUGCAGCCCCUGCGCGUCAAGAAGUUCCCCUACCUGUGGCUGUGCUACAACGGGGAGAUCUACAACUUCCAAGCGCUUGGGAAGAAGUUUGCCUUUGACUACCAGACGGAGAUGGACGGCGAGGUGCUGCUCCACCUCUACCAGAGCUUCGGCGUGCAGAAGAUGGCAUCCCUCCUGGACGGGGUGUUCGCCUUCGUCCUGCUAGACACGGCCAACAGGAAGGUGUUCCUGGGCAGGGACACCUACGGCGUGCGGCCCAUGUUCAAGCUGUCCACCGACAACGGCUUCAUGGCCGUUAGCUCGGAGGCCAAAGGCCUUACUGACCUCAGCCACGCCAUGCCUACCAAUGCCAAAAUAAUUCCCUUCCUGCCGGGCCACUUCGAGACCUUCGACCUCAAGACCACGGGCAAGGUGGAGUUGCUGGAGUGCAGCAGUGGUCGCUUCCACUGCUGCACCCAGGAGCCUGCCCACUCCCUGUACGACUCCGCGGAGGUCGUCUCCGGUUUUGACGAGGAAACAGUGAAGCGCAACAUCAGAGUGCUCUUUGAGAGCGCCGUACGCAAACGCCUGAUGGCCCAGAGGAGGAUCGGAUGUCUCCUCUCAGGUGGUCUGGACUCCAGUUUGGUCGCUGCCACGCUGGUGAAGCUGGCCAAAGAGGAGAAGCUGACCUACCGCAUCCAGACCUUUGCCAUCGGGGCAGAAGACAGCCCAGACGCCAUGGCGGCCCGCAAGGUAGCCGCACACAUCGGCAGUGAGCACCACGAGAUCAGCUUCACGGCGGAGGAGGGCAUCCGAGUGGCGGAGGACGUCAUCCUCCACCUGGAAACCUACGACAUCACCACCGUGCGUGCCUCCAUCGGGAUGUACCUCGUGUCCAAGUACAUCCGAGAGAAGUCUGAAAGUGUGGUGGUGUUCUCUGGGGAGGGGUCGGACGAGCUCACCCAGGGAUACAUCUACUUCCACAAGGCUCCUAACCCCAAGGCGGCAGCAGAGGAAAGCGUGCGACUCCUGGAGGAGCUCUACUUGUUUGACAACCUGCGAGCCGACCGCACAACCGCUGCACACGGGCUGGAGCUGAGGGUGCCUUUCCUGGACCAUAGGUUCACAUCCUACUUCCUGUCCCUGCCAGAGGAGAUGCGGACCCCCAAGAACGGCGUGGAGAAGCACCUCCUCCGGGACUCCUUCAAGGGCCUGGGUCUGAUCCCCGACGAAAUCCUGUGGAGGAGGAAGGAGGCGUUCAGCGACGGGAUGACCUCCGUGAAGAAGUCUCUGUACACCAGCCUGCAGGAGCACAUGGAGGGCCAGGUGAACGACGCCCAGCUGGAGAAAGCCCACAAGACCUUCGCCCACAACCCGCCCAAGACCAAAGAGGCCUACUACUACCGGCAGGUGUUUGAGAAGCACUUCCCGGGCCGUGCCCAGUGGCUGCCCCACUACUGGAUGCCCCGCUGGAUCAAAGCCACCGACCCCUCCGCAAGAACCCUGGCCAUCUACACGCCGGACAAGGAGCAGGAUCAGUAACCAGGACCAGUCACCACUCACCAGGCCCAGUAACCAGGACCAGUCACCACUCACCAGGCCCAGUAACCAGGACCAGUCACCUCUCACCAGGCCCAGUAACCAGGACCAGUUGUCCAUCCGUUCCCCCCCCCCACCCAUUCAAUUUGUUAGCUUGUUCCAUAUUUAGAUAGUGCUUAUGUAAGUGUCAGACACCUAGCAGCAGCCUGCUAGACGUCAUCUAUCCUGGUACGACGGCAGCAUGAAGUCUACCCGUUCCUCAGAGCGAGCCUUCUGUAUGUAUGGUAAGCUGGUCUGGGACAUGGGCAUAAGUUAUUAUUGGGGAGGACCUUGGUCUCAGCUCGGACUCCGUUCUGACUCUGUAGGUGUUAAGUGAUUACUGCUUUGAAAUGUUGACGGUUAUCUGAAUCUUAAUUUAAAACAAACACUGGAAGACUGGUUUUAUUAAAAGUGCUUUUUCCUGGCUG
Messenger RNA from Gadus morhua (Atlantic cod), 2416 nucleotides. RefSeq names its product asparagine synthetase (gene asns). Lineage: Eukaryota; Metazoa; Chordata; Actinopteri; Gadiformes; Gadidae. Gene Ontology annotation, cellular component: cytosol. Gene Ontology annotation, molecular function: asparagine synthase (glutamine-hydrolyzing) activity. The record is from RefSeq and is a predicted model, not a curated record. The transcript has 13 exons. Bases 258 to 1952 code for a protein of 564 amino acids.